CAGAAAAGUAGAAAAGAGGGCUAAAGUUAGCAACACUUCAAGCUUGUGUUUAUCCUAGUCGGUUAAAACAUCAAAAAUGUUGAAAGGGUUGGUGAGGGAGCGACUCAUGGCGGCAGCCGACGAAAUAUUCGCGCUGUUUGAAAGAACGAUUGCGUCCUACGAAGAGGAACUUUGUCGAGCCGGAGAGGAGAACGAGCGACAUCGACAAAUGGGAGCUGUUAGCAAGACUCGUACUUUGUUAUACAUUGAAGACGUCCAGCAGCUGAUUGGUCACCAAGAAGAACGUCCCCCUCAGCCGCAGGAGGGGAGCUCUGCUUUGAAGCAUGAGGAACCGCUGCCCCCCAGCGUGAAAGAGGAAGAGGAUCCCCACCCCCCCCACGUCAAAGAGGAAGAGGAGGAACUCUGGUGUCUUUUUGGGCCCGAGGAGGCUGACCUCAUCAAGUUGCCCUUGACUGGUGUCUCUGUGAAGACUGAAGACCGUGAAGACAGACCACCUGAGGAGAACAGAGGGGUGGAGCCUCCAAGCAGCAGCUCGCCACAGCGCACGACAACAGAAGCCGGCGGAGGAUCACAAGCAGGCAGCCUCUUAUCUUCGCAAUCGGAUGGCGACGACACGACGUCACGCUCUCCAGAGGCAGAAGACGGGGGCGACACCCGAGAAGUUUUAAUUUGCGACACGGACAGCGAAGGUGACACGAGGACUCACACUGACAGCAGAGACUCUGAAAAGAAGACGGACGUCCAUAAGCUGAUUGGUGGUCAAGAGGAGCGUCCAGCUCAGCAGCAGCAGUCUUUAACGUGGGGGGGGUGGGGAUCCUCCUGUUCCAGAGUGGAGCUCGCCCAGCCUCUCCACGUCAAAGGCGAAGAGGAUCCCCAGCCCCCCCGCGUUAAAGACGAAGAGGAGGAACUCUGGAUCACUCAGCAGGGAGAGUGUCUUCUCGCGCCGGAGGAGGCAGACCUCAGCAAGUUGCCGCUGACUGUCGUCUCUGUGAAGACUGAAGAGGACGUAGAUGAGCCACAAGACGACUUCUCAGCCCCGCUGUCGGAUAACGACGACACAACGUCUCGCAUCCCCGGGGCCGAAGGCAGAGACGACGCCCAAGAACCGCUGAGCAGCGAUACGGACUGCGAAGUUGACACAAGGACUCACACUGCCCACAGACGCUCUGAAGGCCCUGAGAAGAAGAAAAAAUGUCUGACCUGUCCAGUUUGUGCAAAAAGCUUUUCUGAUAAGAGAUAUUUUCCUCUGCACAUGAGAACGCACACUGGAGAAAAACCCUUUAGUUGUUCAAUUUGUGACAAAAGAUUCUCUCAAAACUCACACAUGCUGUCACACAUGAGAACGCACACGGGGGAAAAACCCUUCAGCUGCUCAGUUUGUGGCGAACGAUUCUCGAAAAAGUCAAAUAUCGUCAAACACAUGAGAACGCACACAGGAGAAAAACCCUUUAGCUGCUCAGUGUGCGGCGCAAGCUUCGCUCAGAGGUUCACCUUGAAGAGACACAUGACGACGCACACGCGGGAAAAACCCUUCAGUUGUUCCGUUUGUGGCGAAGGUUUUGCCGUGCAAAUGUCCUUGAUUAGACACCAGAGGACACACACGGGAGAGAAACCUUUUAGCUGUCCAGUUUGCGACAAAAGGUUCUCUCAUAAGUCCAACAUGACGGCACAUAUGAGAACACACACGGGAGAAAAAGCCUUCAGUUGCUCCGUUUGUGGUAAAAGCUAUUCUUACAAGACGAGUUUGACGAUACACAUGCGGACGCACAGCGGGGAAUAAACGUUUUCCUGUCCAUAGCAGUGUAACAUCACACACGAGAAGUCGCCUAGAAUACAAUGAGCUGCGGUGAGACCCUCAUGAGUUCCAAGUUGGUGUGUCCCCUUGGCACGCUUGCUUUCUAUCGGCGCAGUAGUCAUUGCCGAUGUACGUUUUUUUAACACUUUCAGAGAUAUAUUUGAAGCAUUCAUGUUUUUUUCUAAGCGUGUGUGAUGUUCUGAUAUCAUUCUGGUCGGCAAGGCAGCUGUGUUUAUUUGGUAAAUAGGAUCUUACACUGUUUAAUUCAUUCGCACUUCUUAAAUCCAAUUAUAUUGGCUGCCAUUGUUCAUAUCAAUAUUCAGUUGAUUUGCAUAUAAGAUGGAGACACAGAGUUCAUCAAACUAAAGUGAUCCACUCAGAGUGACCGAUAAUUCCAUGUACUUAUUACUCAACACUCCCUUCUCUUGAACACAUUAUUAUGGGACUCCAUAAACAUUACAUGCACACGCGUCGUGGCCAGUUAUGCAAAUUACAGGAUGAUGCUAUUAAUAGCACUAUAAAAUGUGUUUGUG
Messenger RNA from Dunckerocampus dactyliophorus (ringed pipefish), 2328 nucleotides. RefSeq names its product zinc finger protein 391-like. The transcript is spliced from 3 exons. Bases 77 to 1780 code for a protein of 567 amino acids. Gene Ontology annotation, molecular function: RNA polymerase II cis-regulatory region sequence-specific DNA binding; DNA-binding transcription activator activity, RNA polymerase II-specific. The record is from RefSeq and is a predicted model, not a curated record. NCBI's taxonomy places the organism in Eukaryota, Metazoa, Chordata, Actinopteri, Syngnathiformes, Syngnathidae. Gene Ontology annotation, biological process: regulation of transcription by RNA polymerase II. Gene Ontology annotation, cellular component: nucleus.